Talaromyces amestolkiae is the source of this 1113-nucleotide messenger RNA. RefSeq lists its product as uncharacterized. Lineage: Eukaryota; Fungi; Ascomycota; Eurotiomycetes; Eurotiales; Trichocomaceae. The transcript is spliced from 6 exons. Gene Ontology annotation, molecular function: mRNA binding. The record is from RefSeq and is a predicted model, not a curated record. Bases 1 to 1113 code for a protein of 370 amino acids. Gene Ontology annotation, cellular component: nucleus. Gene Ontology annotation, biological process: mRNA export from nucleus.
AUGGAUCGUAGUCUGGAGGAAAUUAUCUCUGAGCGACCUGCGAAGCAGCAGCAGCAGCAGCAGCAGCAGCAGAAUCGUCGGGGGCGAAGCAGUCGAAACACUAGCAAUGCGCCACGCGAUGGUGUGAAAAAGCUGACCUUUGUGCCUCCUUUUGAUGUUUACAGUCAUAUCGUGACCGCGUUGAUCUUGAUCGGUGAGUUCUUUCCCCGACGGGGUGUUAUGCUGUUGCUGAUGAUUUGUGUUGCUGUUAAAGUGAUUGGGUUCAUGAUCGAUUCGAUGAUAACAAUGGAGACUCCCGUUCUUCACGACGUGACAACCGAUCUAGACGCGAAAGAGACUCGCCGGAUAGCGAUCAACCCCCGAUUGCGCAUCGACAACCUUCAUUGGGAUUUGACGGAGGAGGAUUUGGAGGGCUUGUUCGGCAACAUCGGACCAGUUCAGAGAGUCCGCAUCAACUUUGACCGUGCUGGCCGCUCGGAAGGAACCGCCACUGUGACAUAUCAAUACCUCGAAGAUGCCAGACAGGCGAUCCGUGAAUUCGAUGGAGCCAACGCCAAAGGCCAGCCGAUCCGACUGACUCUCUUGCCAGGUGGAGGCCGUGGUGCUGGAGGAUCAAAGGCGGAAAAGUCAAAAAGUCUCUUUGACCGAAUUGAACGCCCCCUUGCAGACAGAACCGAGCGUAGCUUGAGCCCUGACGGAGAAGGCGCAACGAAUGGAGGACGACGUCGUCGAGGUGGAAGAGGAGGACGAGCAGGGCGCAGCGACACAUCGAAACCUGCCCCGGAUCACAUCGAUCGCUACGUUCCGGGCCAGCAACAAUCGCAACGCUCACCGACUCGUCGAGGCCAGACGGGCCGUCGUCCUGGAGAACGUCGCGAUGACAGACGCGGUGGCAAUAGGGAUGUUCGUCGAGGCGCAAAUGGCGGUACUGGUCCUCGGCCCAAGAAGACGCAGGAAGAACUUGAUGCGGAGAUGGAUGAUUACUGGGGCAACACCGCUGCUGCUGAUGGUGCUGAGGAAAAGGUUGUUUCUGCACCUGCGACUGUAGCUGCGGGUGAAUUAGCUGGUGCUGCGCCGGCAGGGAAUGAUGAUGACAUUGACAUGAUCGAGUAG